This is a messenger RNA of Pelodiscus sinensis (Chinese soft-shelled turtle), 5681 nucleotides long. RefSeq names its product cyclin dependent kinase 14 (gene CDK14). Gene Ontology annotation, cellular component: cytosol; cytoplasm; nucleus. NCBI's taxonomy places the organism in Eukaryota, Metazoa, Chordata, Testudines, Trionychidae. Gene Ontology annotation, molecular function: cyclin-dependent protein serine/threonine kinase activity; cyclin binding; ATP binding. The record is from RefSeq and is a predicted model, not a curated record. Gene Ontology annotation, biological process: protein phosphorylation.
AGUUGCUGAAUGAGCCCAGCCUGACUGCAAACACUAACAUUGCUAGAGAUAUGCUUAAGAGUUGCAGGUGAAUCUGACCUGAACCUGAUAACAGCAAAACGAUAUGUGUCACAAAGAUGUCUACACGGAACUGCCAGGGAAUGGACUCAGUGAUCAAACCCCUAGAUACAAUUCCCGAGGACAAAAAAGUCAGAGUUCAGAGGACACAGAGCAGUUUUGAUCCAUUUGAGAAACCAACUAGUCAAGUGAAGAGGGUCCAUUCAGAGAAUAAUGCUUGCAUUAACUUCAAAACUUCAUCAGCAGGGAAAGAAUCUCCUAAAGUCAGACGACAUUCUAGUCCUAGCUCUCCUACAAGCCCCAAGUUUGGAAAAGCAGACUCUUAUGAAAAACUGGAAAAACUAGGGGAAGGAUCAUAUGCCACAGUGUACAAAGGGAAAAGCAAGGUAAAUGGGAAGUUGGUGGCACUGAAGGUGAUUAGGUUACAAGAGGAGGAAGGAACUCCAUUUACAGCUAUCAGGGAAGCUUCUCUUUUGAAAGGACUGAAACAUGCUAACAUUGUUCUGCUUCAUGACAUCAUUCACACCAAGGAGACAUUGACACUUGUGUUUGAAUAUGUGCACACUGAUUUAUGUCAGUACAUGGACAAACAUCCUGGAGGACUUCAUCCAGACAAUGUCAAGUUAUUUUUAUUUCAGUUGCUGCGAGGAUUGUCGUACAUCCACCAGCGUUACAUUUUGCACAGGGACCUGAAACCACAGAACCUUCUGAUCAGUGACACGGGGGAAUUAAAGCUGGCAGACUUUGGCCUUGCAAGAGCCAAAUCAGUCCCCAGCCACACAUACUCUAAUGAAGUGGUUACCCUGUGGUACAGACCUCCAGAUGUCCUUUUGGGCUCAACAGAAUACUCCACCUGCCUUGACAUGUGGGGAGUGGGCUGUAUCUUUGUAGAAAUGAUUCAAGGAGUUGCUGCUUUUCCUGGAAUGAAAGAUAUUCAAGACCAACUUGAAAGGAUAUUUCUGGUACUUGGAACACCAAAUGAAGAUACGUGGCCCGGAGUCCAUUCUUUACCCCAUUUCAAGCCGGAACGCUUUACACAGUACAGCUCUAAAAACCUUAGACAAGCAUGGAAUAAGCUAAGCUAUGUGAAUCAUGCAGAGGAUCUGGCCUCCAAACUACUUCAGUGUUUCCCAAAGAACAGAUUGUCAGCACAGGCAGCCCUGAGCCACGAAUAUUUCAGUGAUCUGCCCCCACGGCUAUGGGAGCUAACUGAUAUGUCUUCUAUUUUUACUGUACCGAAUGUAAGAUUACAAGCAGAAGUUGGAGAAAGCAUGAGACUCUUUGGGAAAAACAAUAGUUAUGGCAAAGGUCUAUCAAACAGCAAGCACUGAAGAGAACGCUUAGAUUUACUAUGGAGAAUGCAGGAUUACGCUCACCACUUUUCAGGAGGGAAACAAAACGUAAUGAGGGAAACAGUGAUUUGAAGGAACCAUGGCCCUGUCUCCUAUUUUCUCUCUGGUGGAGUUCAUUCAAAAGGAAAUUGAAGCUGGCCAGACCCAGUUUUCCCCUACAAUUUACUUACAACCUUGCACGCGUUUGGAUCCCUUGUGAUUUCAGAGAACUAUGUGAAGAUUUAGCUUUUGCUUACUGAUACAUGGGAUGUACUCUUUUCAGCCUUUUGUGUUUGAUUUUCCACUGCAGCACAGCAUCUUUGUAAAGAUUUUUAUGCUUUCACCAGCAAGGUCUUAAAUACAUUAAGACAACACAUUUGGUGUUCACACCUGUUCAGUAAUGUCUGUACAUAAAAGCCAACAGUGGCAUAAAAAUGUGUGGUUUCUUUGAGAGUUGAGCAUAAUUUUCAACCAGUAGUGAAGCUAUGUCUAGCUAGAGCAAGUCCAAGUCUUCAGAUUGAUUGACAAGUUCAUUACCUUGCCAUUUUUCCUGAAGUGCUUUUUUUUUACCUAUUCAGAAUGUUCAUAUCAAUUUUUUUUAAACCUGAAAAUAAUUUCAUGUUUAUUUAGAAACUCAAAAUGUGGCUAUUCUGAGUAGGCUGCAUAGCAUGCCACUUUUCAAAAUAGGCCUGCAAUGAAGAAAUAAUGACACGACAUCCUAUACUAACAGAUACAGUGAGGAAUUCUAUCCCCUUUGCUAAUAUAGAUUUUUAAAUACGUUUUAUAGGUCUUGGCUCCAUCUUUACUUACUCUUUCCACACCCUCUUUAACUUCUGGAAUAUUUUCUGAAAAGGAAAAACCAAAAGUGUGUGAAACAGAAUUGAGUUUAUUUUGACAUAUUCUAGGGUGCAGAAAUAGUAUUUGCUGAAUGAGCCACUAAAACAACCUUUGUUUUCCUUGUUAGAAAAUAAAAUGAAAAGCCACCCUGAUCUAAAAUGUUUGCUGUUCCACACCAAAGCACUUUCAGUUAUUUCUGUAGACUUUUAAUCUGAUUAGAGGAUGCCACUAUCUACCAUAUUUAAGUUGUUUUUGACUGUAUCACUCAAAUGCACAGUUGAUAAAUGGUGCGAUUAUAUCAUUUUAAACAAGGAGACCUCUCCUUCCUUGAUUGGGAAGGCAAAGCUUGAGCAGAGCUUGUGGAAUAUGAUCGCCCUAAUGUAUAAGGUAUAACAUUUUUUAAUUCAGAGAGACUGGGAAUGGUGGAAAUCCUGCUGUUGAGUUACAAUGGUGCUUGAACAGAAGGGCUUGUUAAGCUAUUUUAUUCGAAGUGUAAAGUUCCUCUGCUUCCUGGAUGCAUCAGCUGCCAGAAAAACACUUUGGUUUAGCAUUUAGUGUUUUGUUUGGAGGGAAGGGGGAACAGAGUUGGGUUUCUGCCUCUCUAUAAACUCUAGCCAUGUUUCUGUUGGGAACUAGGAAAGAACACCCAACAAGGCAAAUCCUGGUCUGUUCAAAAGCUACCAACAGAAGUUUCCUCUUACAAACUACAGUAAAUAUUGUUCUGUACUUUCAAACACAGUUAAGCUGUGAAAAUAUAUAUAAUAGUUGCAUAGUCAUUAAAACCAUAUGUCCCCUGUGGCAUCUCUGCUGUUUAGAAACUUGUAAAAAUUACAUGAAAGCUACAUAAAUCACAAUCCUAUUUUAAAACUUAUUUCAAAUUCACUCCCGUACUUACAAGGACAGGAGGGGGGGAAAUAAGCAGCAGGCCCACUGGAUUUUUCAAACUUAUCACAAUCUAAAAUUGCCUUAUGUCAUUAGAUUUGAAUUACAUAUUUUGUUUUAUUUUAGGAGAAAAAUCUUUGUACAUUAUCUUUGCUACUUAAAUCAUAUGCAAUUUGAUGUUUAAAAUUAGCUAUUUUUAAAAAAAUGUUUUACAUUAAUGCAAAACUGAAGAAAUUUUCAAAACUUAAAGGUUUCAAUUAGGAAAAUAAGGGUAGUUUCUUAGGCAUAUAUCUUUUAUGCUGACAUCUUAAGUAGGGAGUGUGAGCUAUUAUAGUGCUCAAUGAAACAUCUGGUGGUUCGCUAUAGAGAAUAAUACCCUAAAUGGUUUCCUUCAAAGGGACAUAAGUGUAGCACCUUACUUAUCCAUGGUAAAUCAAGCCUAGCAUUUGCUUAAGACAUGUGUAUGUCACUUUCUUCUCCCAUCCCUCCUUCCCCACUUUAAAAUAACCAUUGAAAUAGUUAAUGGUUAUGACCAAAAUGUUCAAAUGUUGAGUGACUGAAAUUGAAUAUGUGGAUUUAGAUUUAGGUGCCUACAUGGAAAAUAACUCAGGAGCUAAGUACCCCUGAAAUCCCAAUGGAAUUUUGGACACCCAGUAUUCCUGAAAAUCAGGUCACUGUCUUACACACCUAACUUCAAACAUGCAAGUUUGAACACGGUGGCCUGUGCUCAUUAGCAGAUUUCUUAUUCUCUUGAGGAAGUUCUGAAAUGUGAGAGUUUGUAUCUACAUGGAGGGGUUAACUUGUAUUCAGACAGCUGAGGAAGGUUAGUAAAGGCUUUGUAAAGAUCCACAAAGAUCCUCAAACCCACUCAACAGCAGGAAGGGCUCAGAGUUAUAGUGCAACCUCAAACAUCAGUCCAAGUGCCAAAAAUCUCCCUACUGCUCACUCUCCUUCCAGAGCAUACUCUUCUUAUCAAUUUGUCACCCUACAAAACACUGGAUCUGUCUUUGGAAAGCAAAACAGUCCCGCUACAGCAUCCUGAAACUGGGUGUUUCCUCCAUUGCUUCCUUAGGAAGGGCUGGCUGGCUGGCCAGUAUCCCUCCAAACACUCUCCAGGGGCCACUGCACAUGCCCACUGAUGAAUUCCAAGUCUAUAAGGGUUUUCAGGGAAGCUAGAGGAGGCAAAUUGGCUCUUGAUGAGAUGAACAGAAGCCAGGAAAGAAUCCUGCCUCCUUUCAGCCGCUGUAUUACAUUAGGUAGCACUUCACACUCCCAUGUACCAGGUUAGCUGCUGAAUAUUGAUCGAAACAGCCAUUAAUCCCUACAGCACAGACCUUUGGGAAGCUAUGGGACACUAUCUGCCCCUAGUCAAUAAAAUCAUGGCUGACAGCAGCAGUGGGAUACUUUCCCUUCUACCACCUUGCUGGCCCUUUGAAGAUGCUUUCUGAUACCAAGGGAAGGUGGUGAGUUUGCCUGAAGGAAGGGGGGCGAUAACCCAGGGGAGUGGAAUAGGGCCUAUAAAAAUGCAAAGGUAUAGCCUAGCUCCAUAAAGCCAUUAAUAGUAGGUGGAGGGAUAGGAAGGAUUUCUUGGAGUUCAGGUUCGCAGAACUUAGCAAUACAUGUUACCACUUCCUGCUGGCUUUGAUCUUCAGUCCUGCUGGGUUCAGUUCAUCUGUCCCACAUGAACUAUACCCAACAGGCAGCUGCAUGGUAGGGCCCCUUACAUCAGUACCCAGCUUUGGAAGGUGGGGCUUUUUGUUUUUUGUGGUUCUUUUUUUUCUUCGGAAAUAUUGUUUAGGAUAGCAAAUCUAUUCAUGCAGCACAUGAAGACUUUAACUGCAAUGUGUAGACAUUGGGGUCUAGUCUUACCUUUGGUGUGAGGGAGAGCUUUACACAGGGAAUUCCUGAUAAUGAUAAAGAAGUUAUAAUAAUCAAUUCCCCACUGAUUGGCGGGAGAAAUACACCUCAGUGUGUUCUUGAUAAGUGCACACAUGACUAAACAUGUUGUCAAUGCUCUGUGUCAUGCUUCUAUACAAAAUACUCAUCUGUGAAUAUUAUUGGUUUUGUAACCUUUGUUUAUAUAAAAUGAUGCUUAGGCUGUACAUACUUGGGAGCAAAAUACUGACAUCCCAUAUAAAUAGAAACAUGUUGUAUUGGCCACCUAUAACAAUAAUCUCCUCUUCCAACAUAUAGGUGGACGUAACUGUAUGUUACUGCCUUGCAUUUUUUUCACAUACACAAAAAUAAAAGGAUGCACUAAAAAUAUCCAACCCAAAAAAUGCAUUUUGACCGUGCUACAUACAAAAUCCCUACUCCCCAACUUCAGUUGGGCUUUUUGUAUGAUGCACUAAGAGGCAUUCUUUUUAACGGGGGUUUUUGGUACAUGAGAACAAUGUUAAUAUAAUUAAAUAUAUAUAUACUUCAGAACAGCAGCAUAGUACUCAGUACAGUAAAAUGAAUGUGACAUUUGUUACAAUUUGUAAUUUGUCUGUAUUAUGAAAGAUGUAAUGGUUUGUCAGCUGUAACUGUUUUCUUGUAACAUGAUACUGAAUAAAGUGUAGCAGAAUCUCUCUA